Messenger RNA from Eimeria acervulina, 3765 nucleotides. Its product is annotated as ubiquitin carboxyl-terminal hydrolase, putative. The record is from RefSeq and is a predicted model, not a curated record. The transcript has 19 exons. Gene Ontology annotation, molecular function: cysteine-type deubiquitinase activity. Gene Ontology annotation, biological process: protein deubiquitination. Lineage: Eukaryota; Apicomplexa; Conoidasida; Eucoccidiorida; Eimeriidae. Bases 1 to 3765 code for a protein of 1254 amino acids.
AUGACGACGUUCAGAGAGAACUGCAGCAGCAACAGCAGCAGCAGCAGCAGCAGCAGCGCUGUUUCUGCCUCUUCUCGCGCCUCCGAUGAUGAACAGCAAGCGAGACAUGGGGGCUGCGCACAGGAAUUCCCCUGGUUGCAGUUGUGGGAGGUGUGGCAGCGAGGAAAUAUGACGCCUUUAGACCAGGGAGAGACAUGGUACGUAGUUAAUGCAGGUUUUCUUAAGGGGCUGCAGCAGGAGGCGACGCGACUGCGCGCUGGGAUGUCCUCCGACUCUGUGGCGAAGACUUUGUGCGCAUUGGACAAAUUCAUAGCGCAGUCAAAGCAGAGGGCGCAGCAGCAGCAGCAGCAGCAGCAGCGGGUACAGCAGCAGCAGCUGCGAAUUGUUAAUGCUCCACUGAUGUCUCCUGAUGGCUUGAAGAACGGCUUCGCCACCAAACGAUCGCGGCUGCUGACGGGCCUAGAAAAGCAAAUGGGCCUGGCGUUUCAGGUCUGCGACGCAGCGACUUGGGGUGUACUGACAGCGUGGGUGCCGCACGACGUUGAAGUGCCUCGUGGGGUGUAUAGACAGGCGGGGCGGCUGCAGGUGGAAGUGCAGCCGCUGCUGCUGCAUGCAUUUCGUGCUGUUGGCUGCUGCAGCAGCUGCAACGAAGCAGCAACAGAAUAUGUUGGUGCCUUCGUAGCGAUGCGCUCCGACUCUCUGGACGUCCUUAUCCACAAGGCAAGACAGCAUAAACAACUUUUCUCCCUUUGCAUGCGGGGCCCCCCGGGGGCCUCCUCUUAUCGUCGUAUGUCUGCUGCAGCAGACAGCUGGAAGCAGCUGAGCGAUUCGCUUGAAACGGAAGUAGGGCAAACGCAGGUGGUGGAAGGGGUGGGGUUGGUGUUGCUGCAUCGUUCUGCAUGCGUGUGCAUGCAAGAGCAGCAGGAACAUGAGCAAGAAGACGAAGAAGAAGCAGAAGGUGAUGCAGCAAUGCCUUGGGCAGGAGGGAUGGGGCCCCCACCCCCACCAACAGCUCAAGGGGGGGCCCUAGGGGGGACCCUUAGUAGAGGAGGUUGGCCAGGAGGUGCUGCGAAGCAGAGCAUCGUGCCUACAGGAGCAGAAGCAGCAGGAAGCAGCAGGGGUGGUUCGGCUGCAUCUGCAACAGAUGUUUAUUUUUCUACUGGGGGUUUAGUUGGUCUUGUGAAUUUAGCUAACACCUGCUUUCUGAAUGCUGCAGUGCAGUGUCUGUCUGUCGUUUUGCCGUUCUCUCGCUAUUUUCUUAGCGGGGCGUACAGAAGAGAUAUUAAUAUGAAUAAUUGCAUGGGCACUCAGGGCAGACUCGCAGAUGCUUAUGCAAAGACUUUAAGGGCACUGUGGGCGUCUAGGGAUUCCGCCUUUGCUCCUCGCGAAUUGAAAUGGGCAGUAGGCGAAGUCAGAGAGGAAUUUUUAGGGUUUGCACAGCAAGACAGUCAGGAGUUGUUGGCGUUUUUAUUAGAUGGGCUCCAUGAAGAUCUUAAUCGAGUUCGCAAGAAGCCUUAUUAUGAGGAUAAGAUAGAGGGUGCAGCAGGAAUGAGCGACAGCGUAACGGCAUUACGAAGCUGGCGGCGUCAUUUAGAGAUUCAUAAUUCAGUGGUGGUGGAUUUAUUUCAAGGACUUUAUCGUUCUUGUUUGCUUUGCCCGCAUUGUAAUCGUUUAUCUAUUACCUUUGAUCCCUUUCUUAAUCUUUCGCUUCCUCUUCCUCAUGCAGCAUCGCUAAGAAUUUGUAUUAGUGUUGCGCUCGAGAUCUCUAAAGCAUUUUCUGCUGAUGUUCAAGCCGUGCUGCCUCUCACGCAGCAGCAAGCAAAGGCUAUGGCUCUUCGAGUGCUGCAUGCAGCAUUAAAUGAUGAAAUGCCGCAUGCAAAUUUAGUGGAAGAAGAAAAAGAAACCCUAGCAAAGCAAAUCUGCCACUACACCGAAGCACAAAGUAUUAAGGAUGUUACAGAAGCAAAUGUCCUUCUCGUGUAUAGACGCCCAGGAGAGAUGUCUCCAGGGGCCCCGCAGUUAUCGCAAGGCUUAAAACCAUUCGCUCCUGGGGAGGAGUUGCGAGCGAAGACAGAGCGGAAAGUGACGACCAUUUUUGUUUGGUUUUUGCCGUCGCGCAUUGUGGAGGAACUAGAGGGAGUAAACAAAGACAAACAUAAUUCUGCUCAGAGUUCGGGUAUAGACGCCGCCUCCUCUCCAACAGGUGCAGCAGAUGUUGAUGAAUUGCCUGCAGCAAGCAGCAGCAGCAGCAGCGGGAGAAGCAGCAGCAGCAGCAGCAGCGGGAGAAGCAGGAGCCGCAGCAGCAGACAUUCAUCAGGGGGGGGAGUUAAUACACCAAAUGGGUCUCAGCAAUUAAAAGAAGCAGAUAAAAACCAGCAAAGACCUGCAGCAGCAACGGAAGCAACAGCUAAGAAAAGAAGAUCUGUUGGAUUGCCGUUGAGUCUCGCUGCUACAAAUUCUUUUGUUGUCUUCGUCGCCCCUCUAGUCAAAUACCAGAACGGUAACACACUACAGCAGCAGCAACAGCAGCAGCAACAGCAGCAGCAGCAGUACUGUAGUAGUAGUGGGAGGAGUAGGAAUAAUUUAUAUGCAGCUGUUGAAGCUGCUUUCUUCUGCAACACGAACAGCAGCAACAGCAGCAACAGCAGCAACAGCAGCACCAGAGGCAGCAGCAGCAGCAGCAGCAGUAGUAGUAGUAGUAGUUCUGGGGCUGAUGAACAGGAAGAUGGUUGUGGAAUAGGGGGUUCAUCUAUAGGGGGCCCCUUAGGGGCCCCUAUGGGGGCCUCAUAUGUAGGGGGGGGCCCCCAGGGGGGCCCCCAUGGACUUCUUGGGGGCCCCCAUAGUGGGUCCGAUGGGGGGCCCCCUGGGGGCCCCUUCGGUGGAGAAGCGCAGCGAUCGAAGAUAUCAGGUGUAUUUACACAAGCUGUCGAAGCAAUUAAUAAAACAUUUGGGCCUCAUGAAGGCAGCAGCAGCAGCAGGAAAUGGAAGUUGCAGGUGAUGGCGUUGGUUUAUUUGGAUAUCUCUGGCCUUGAUCAGCUACCAGGAAUGAUCAGCAGCAGCAGCAGCAGCAGCAGCAGCAGCGAGCAGCAAGGGACCCUUGUUAAUGGAAUUGUUUCUUUGGGUUCAUUGCGUCAAUCUCCUCGUCUUCAUAUCUCUGAUUGUCUGCAACUUUUCGCAGAAAAAGAAAUCCUUGACCAGGAUAAUAUGUGUACUUGCCGCACUCACGUCCAAGCACAGAAGAAGUUGGAUCUGUGGAGAAUGCCUCGGGUGUUGGUUUUGCACUUAAAGCGUUUUCAUAACUUAAGCCGCUGGAGCCGCUCGAAGAUCAACACCCGCGUUUGCUUUCCUUAUAAAACUGGAGAGUAUCUAGACAUGAGUCAGUUUAUUCUACCAGGCGGCCUGCAGCAGCUACGCGAGGAAGACCCUUCAUUUACACCGGAGUACGAACUUAUUGCAGUCAACGUGCAUUCUGGAGAACUCGGCGGGGGCCAUUACUACGCAUACACCAAAAUCAGAGGACAGUGGUACGAAUUCAAUGAUUCGUGUGUAACUGCAGUUCCCGAAGACAAGUGCCACUCAGCUGACGCAUAUAUGUUAACCUAUGAACUUCGCUCCAGCCGAGAGGAAUCACAGCGGCGAUUAGCGGCAGUACAGGUCCCGGGCAGAGCUGCUGCUGCUGCUGCUGCUGGCGCACAGCAGCAGCAACAGCAGCAACAGCAGCAGCAACAGCAGCAGCAUCCCCCUGUACGCUCGUGGGUGAUGUAG